Cyprinus carpio (common carp) is the source of this 2440-nucleotide messenger RNA. RefSeq names its product phosphoglucomutase-1-like. The record is from RefSeq and is a predicted model, not a curated record. Lineage: Eukaryota; Metazoa; Chordata; Actinopteri; Cypriniformes; Cyprinidae. Gene Ontology annotation, cellular component: cytosol. Gene Ontology annotation, biological process: carbohydrate metabolic process. Gene Ontology annotation, molecular function: magnesium ion binding; phosphoglucomutase activity.
UUGGACCCGGAAACAGCGCUUCUUACGUCACCACUUAACAACCAGCUGGAUAGUGACAGACAGUCACCGCUGCUGCAACAUGGUGAAAAUUACGGUUAUUAAGACCAAACCGUACACCGACCAAAAACCCGGGACCAGCGGUUUGAGAAAGAGGGUGACUGUAUUCCAGCAGAACCAGCAUUAUGCGGAGAAUUUUAUCCAGAGUAUCAUUUCCACCAUUGACUCUGCUCAGAGGCAGGAGGGUACCCUGGUAGUGGGAGGAGAUGGACGGUUCUUCAUGAAAGACGCUAUUCAGCUGAUCGUCCAGAUUGCUGCAGCUAAUGGGAUUGGCAGGCUGGUCAUUGGUCAGAAUGGGAUUAUGUCAACACCUGCUGUUUCCUGUGUGAUCCGAAAAAUCAAAGCCGUCGGGGGUAUCAUCCUGACAGCCAGUCACAACCCUGGUGGCCCCAAUGGAGACUUCGGCAUCAAGUUCAACAUUUCAAGUGGAGGUCCUGCACCAGAGGGCAUCACAGACAAAAUCUUUCAGAUUAGCAAGAGCCUCCAGGAAUAUCACAUCUGCCCUGAGCUCAAGGUGGACCUCUCAACCAUUGGCAAGCAGACCUUUGAGAUUGACACGUUCAAGCCCUUUACUGUUGAAAUUGUGGACUCAGUGGAAUCCUAUGCAGAGAUGCUGAGAGAUAUCUUUGAUUUUGCUGCUUUGAAAGAAUUGCUCUCAGGACCCAAUAGUAUCAAUAUUCGGCUUGAUGCAAUGCAUGGAGUUGUGGGUCCCUAUGUAAAGAAGAUUGUUUGUGAAGAACUUGGCUCGCCUGCUUACUCUGCUGUAAACUGUGUCCCCUCUGAGGACUUUGGGGGACACCAUCCCGACCCUAACUUAACAUAUGCUGCUGACCUGGUCAACACUAUGAAGGGAGGUGAAUAUGACUUUGGAGCAGCUUUUGAUGGUGAUGGUGAUCGUAACAUGGUUCUGGGUAAGCAUGGAUUCUUUGUAAACCCCUCAGACUCUGUGGCAGUCAUCAGUGCCAACUUUACAUCCAUUCCUUAUUUCCAGAAGACUGGCGUGAAGGGUCUGGCUCGCAGUAUGCCCACCAGCAGGGCUUUGGACAAUGUUGCCAAAGCUUUGAAGAUGCCACUUUAUGAGACUCACACAGGCUGGAAAUACUUUGGAAACUUGAUGGAUGCUGGCAAGUUAUCCCUCUGUGGUGAAGAAAGCUUUGGUACUGGUUCUGAUCACAUCCGGGAGAAGGAUGGUCUGUGGGCAGUUCUCGCAUGGCUUUCAAUCCUGGCCACUCGCAAGCAGAGCGUAGAGGACAUCAUGAAAGACCAUUGGCAGAAGUUUGGAAGGAACUUCUUCACAAGGUACGACUAUGAAGAGGUGGACUCAGAUGCUGCGAAUAAGAUGAUUGAGCACUUACAGACGACUAUGUUUGAUAAAGCCUUUGUAGGGCAGAAGUUCUCCUCAGGGGAUAAAACGUAUCAAGUGGACAAGGCUGAUAACUUUGAGUACACAGACCCUGUCGAUGGCAGUGUUUCAAAAGGACAGGGUUUGAGGAUCAUCUUCUCUGAUGGCUCACGUAUCAUCUUCCGUCUCAGCGGGACAGGCAGUGCUGGGGCAACCAUCAGGCUUUACAUUGACAGCUAUGAGAAAGACCCUCAGAAAAUUUAUCAGGACCCACAGGUCAUGCUGGCUCCUCUGGUGGACAUUGCCUUGAGGAUCUCUCAGCUACAGGAAAAGACGGGCCGCACUGCUCCAACUGUGAUCACAUAAUUAUUCUAGAGCCCAUAUUCACCUGAUACAGCCUAGACUAGCAGCACUGCCUUACUUUUAUCAUUAUUGACAUCCGUUUCAUACCCCAGUCAUUAUGUGUUCAAUGUGUCCUCAAGAAAGGGUCACAUUUCUAGUGUUCCACAUGCACAAUCAAAGAUCUAUAUCAGGGGUUGGCAACCUACCAACAGUGGCACACAGAGGGAUAAUAGCUGGCACGCGAGCAAUAGGGAAAACUGCAUACUGAUGUAUAUUUUGAGGUAAUAACUUCUCAUAGUCACACAGCCUGUUAGGAGCUAUAAAAAAACGAUUGAAGUGUGAGAAUUAACUUGUGCUAGUUUACGGAUGUGCGCGUGACCACUGCACAUUCUAGGCACUUCAGAUUAAAGCCUCUGCAGUCUAGAGCGUUCGUCAAUGUCAAGAUGACUGAAAUGGCAAAUCAAAUCAAAGUAGGCGGGGUUAACUGUUGACAGAAGCAGAGCGCGAAGCGUCAGUUUAACGUUAAAGAGAGCGAGGUAAGAUGAAGCUGCAAAUCAUUUAAUAUAAGUCUUUUAACUAUACGGUUUAUGAUAUGUAUUUUAAGUGAACUGUUUUUAUAUCCAGUGAUGCAAACUACUCGAUUUUUUUCUCAAAUAUUCAGUAUCAAUUAAUAAAAGCCGCAUGGAAGCGCUGACAAGA